GAGCGCCUCGCGUUGCCUCCUCUUCCUGUCCGCUCCACGCCUUCGCCUCUCUGUUUCUUUCCUAGCGGCGACGGCGACGGCGACAGGGCGAGCUUCGACGCCCUUGACCAAGUCUUCGUCGGGCCCUUCGCCGAUGACCAGCAACCGGCAGCUGUCUGUGUUCUGAUUCUCCUGGAUUGAGGGGAUUGCUCUUUGGAGAUUCAUCUCGAAGUUGGAUUUCACAAUUUUAUGGCCUUUGACUGCAACAAGGGAAGAGGAGUUUCUUCGCCUGAUAAUUGCUCCAGCAUUUGCCCUGAGGGUACACUCAUCCAGGCAAAUCCCUUAUCUCACUACUGGAAGGCUAAAGGUUGGAAGAGCCGCAACAAAUUAGGGAACCAGAAGUCCAGUUAUGAAUCAAUUCCAAGAGACUCUAAUCCAAAGAAAGAUGAUGAAGUGCGGGGUGAAGCAACUGCCUCGACCUGUGGUCUCAGGUGCUUCACCGAUUUGCCAGCUGCAUUGGUCUGUGAGGUCCUUGCACGCCUCGAUGCAAAGGAGCUUGGAAUUGUAUCUUGUGUCUCCACCCUUCUGCAUACUUUAGCCACAGAUCAUCACGGAUGGAAGAAGUUGUACUGUGAAAGAUGGGGGCUUCCAAAUCUUCCUGCCACCCUAAAUGGGCUUUUGGUUCCAGGUGGUCCCCUAGACGGGAAGUCCUGGAAAACAUUUUUUGUGGAGCGGGAGUUUCGAAGUAAAUCAUUCAUGGGGAAAUUCAAUGUGGAUGUUUUUCGUGGCCACAAUGAGGAUGUACGUGCUGUGUUCCUUCUGGCAUCGGCAAAUCUGAUUUUCAGUGGCGGUCGUGAUUCUGUGGUUAGGAUGUGGAACAUGGAGGAAGGGCUCUUGAUUGAUACAUCCCGCCCACUUGGUGGCACCAUCAGGGCGAUUGCAGCUGACACUAGGCUUUUAGUGACUGGAGGAACCAAUGCCUACAUUCAGUGUUGGAGGGCUGUUGAAGGGAAUGAUCACCUUUUUCACAUCUCUGGAAAUGGUACUGACCAGAAUUCAGAGUUUCGCCUCUGGGGACAUGAAGGUCCUCUGACUUGUCUUGCCUUAGAUUCAUUGAGGAUUUACAGUGGUUCUUGGGACAUGACUGUUCGUGUUUGGGACAGGACUCGCAUGGAGUGUCUGCAAAAGCUCAUGCAUGCAGACUGGGUCUGGGAUCUUGCUCCACAUGGAAAUACCAUUGCUAGUACAGCUGGUAGAGAUGUAUAUGUAUGGGAUAUCAGGAACAGUGAGUUGACAAGCUUAAUUUCCAAUGCACAUGUUGGAAACGCGUAUUCUUUGGCUCGGACACACUUGAUGGAUGUGCUAUUUACUGGUGGAGAGGAUGGAGCUAUUCGCUUGUUUAAUAUUUCUGAUGUCUCUGAUGAUGAGGAUAGUAAACCACUUGCUACUUGGGUGCCACAUUCAGGCCCAGUUCAUUCUCUUGCUUUUGAGUAUCCAUGGCUUGUCUCAGCCUCGAGUGAUGGUAGGAUUGCAUUGAUUGAUUCGAGGAAGCUUCUGACCCCAAAAAAGUCAUCAAAGGGCCCUUUCAGUGUUAAGAGCUUUGAUGUGAGCACCAUAGAGCCUCCACAGAGGAUGCUUCAUGGCUUUAGAUGUGAUCUCUUCUCCAUUGCCAUUGGUGCAGAUAGGAUUGUAUGUGCAGGCGAGGAUGGUGCUGUCAGGGUGUGGAACUUCUCAGAAGCACUGGAGAUUGAGAGGAGGGCACAGGCUCUAAGGAGUUUGAGGCAGGAGAACCGCAUGAGGCGGAGGAAGGCACAAGCAGAGAUGAAUGCAAAUGGUAGAAGGCCCGACCAGUGCUCAAUAGCCAUGAAAAAGAACCAACUGAAGGGUGAUAAGAGUGUCACUUAGCAUAACAAGCAUUCCAUUAACGAGAAGGUCAAGUCUUAGAUUAGGAUUUGCACUAUUCAUGCAGUUGCAGUUUAUCAUGGCUGUACAUUUCCAUCAUUUGAUAUUUCCUUGUUGGAAAUUACGUAGAUUUUAAUUUCAUCCAAGCCAGGUUUACUAAAUAUGUUGUUCAACAUUGGCACAUUCAGAUUUUCAACUUUUAUAUGGUUACAAAGCGUUAUGAUUAUCCAUUUAUGGCCGGUUGUAUAUUGAUGAAAUGGAAAAGAAGUUCCUUGCAUCU
Messenger RNA from Setaria italica (foxtail millet), 2161 nucleotides. RefSeq names its product F-box/WD-40 repeat-containing protein At5g21040. The transcript has 2 exons. NCBI's taxonomy places the organism in Eukaryota, Viridiplantae, Streptophyta, Magnoliopsida, Poales, Poaceae. Gene Ontology annotation, molecular function: protein binding. Bases 229 to 1884 code for a protein of 551 amino acids. The record is from RefSeq and is a predicted model, not a curated record. Gene Ontology annotation, cellular component: preribosome, large subunit precursor.